Molecule: messenger RNA, 1690 nt
Organism: Guillardia theta CCMP2712
Lineage: Eukaryota; Cryptophyceae; Pyrenomonadales; Geminigeraceae
Exons: 3
Coding region: 9-1571 (520 amino acids)
Biological process (GO): phospholipid biosynthetic process; inositol biosynthetic process
Cellular component (GO): cytoplasm
Molecular function (GO): inositol-3-phosphate synthase activity
Source: RefSeq, a predicted model, not a curated record
GUUAAACUAUGACGAGCACGGAGUCAUUUUUCGACGGUCCUUUCGAAGUCGAGAGCGACAAGGUCAACUACACUGAUGAGGCUAUCUUUGCCACCUACUCCUACCAGACCACAAUGGUAGAGAACCGAAAUGGGAAGACGGUUGUCAUGCCUCAGACACAAAACUUCGAAUUCAAGACGGAUCGCCAGGUCCCAAGGGUGGGAGCAAUGUUUGUCGGAUGGGGAGGAAACAACGGCACCACGGUCACGGCAAGUAUAAUUGCAAACCGCCAUGGCAUCGUAUGGAACAAGAAGGAAGGAGAAGUCCGCUCGAACUACUUCGGCUCUCUCACUCAGUCCUCGACCAUCCGGAUCGGCAACAACGAGUGCGGAGACAACGUUUACAUUCCCUUCAAGAACCUUCUGCCUAUGGUCAAUCCCAACGAUCUGGUCAUUGGAGGUUGGGACAUCUGCAGCACCCCCCUUGGAGACGCCAUGAAGAACGCCAAGGUUCUUGACUAUGACCUGCAGCGCCAGGUUUACGACGAGAUGCAAAAGCUGAGACCACUUCCGUCGGUUUACUUCCCAGACUUUAUUGCCGCAAACCAGGCAGGGAGAGCUACCAAUGUCCUGAAGGGAAGCAAGCAAGAGCAGCUUGACCAGAUCAGGAAGGAUAUUCGUGAUUUCAAGUCUGCCAACAAUUUGGACAAAGUGAUUGUCCUGUGGACUGCCAAUACAGAGAGAUUUGCUGAGAUCCAAACAGGCGUGAACGACACUGCAGAGAACCUCCUUGCUGCAGUUCAGCGUGGCGAGUCAGAAAUCUCUCCUUCCACCGUCUUCGCGAUUGCCAGUAUCCUGGAAGGCGCUUCCUACAUCAAUGGCUCUCCUCAGAACACCUUUGUUCCUGGAGUCCUCGAGCUUGCUGAGGAGAAGCAGGUGUUCAUCGGCGGAGAUGACUUCAAGUCCGGACAGACCAAGGUCAAGUCUGUCCUUGUCGAUUUCUUGAUCAGCGCUGGCAUCAAGGUGAAAUCCAUCGUCUCUUACAAUCAUCUCGGAAACAACGAUGGGAGAAACUUGUCUCAACCCGAGAUGUUCCGCUCCAAGGAAAUCUCCAAGUCCAAUGUGGUCGACGACAUGGUUGCCUCAAACAACAUUUUGUACGAACCAGGAGAGCACCCCGAUCACGUUGUGGUCAUCAAGUACGUCCCCAACGUUGGAGAUAGCAAGCGUGCGAUGGACGAGUAUGUUUCCGAGAUCUUCAUGGGAGGAACCAACACCAUUGUGAUGCACAACACGUGCGAAGACUCGUUGCUUGCCGCUCCUAUCAUCAUUGACCUUGUUCUCUUGUGCGAGUUAUUCGAGAGAGUACAGCUCAAGCGGGAGGGAGCGAAGGAAUAUGAACGCUUCCAUCCGGUCUUGUCGGUGCUUAGCUUCCUUCUGAAGGCUCCUUUGGUCCCACCUGGAACUCCAGUUGUCAACGCGCUCUUCACCCAGAGGCAAUGCAUGGUGAACAUCAUGAGGGCUUGUUUGGGUCUUGCUCCCGAGAACAAUAUGCUCCUUGAGCACAAACUUAACCGCAACUGCAGCAUGUAGACGUGCGAAGCUUCCUAGGUAGCAAGACAGAGACAGACAGGAUCAAAAGUCUCUCGCUCUUGCAUCCUUGUGUUUUACCUUAAACUAGAGAACCAACCUUUAAUGAAAGCCACAAAUAC